UGGGCCUGGGGCACUGCCGCCAUCUUGGUGUCUGGAUCCUGGAGAGAAACGGAGUGGCAGUAGGGAGAGGGGAAACUGGCAAAGGGAGAGAAUUCUUGGUUUGGAAGGAGAGGCCGGGAGGAAAAAGGCAGUCCCAGUGUAUGGGAAAACUCGCCCCAGCGAGGCAGGGAGCGAGAGCUUGGUGUCAGGUGGCCCAGAAGUUCACGGGCGGCAUCGGAAACAAGCUGUGCGCCCUGCUCUAUGGAGAUGCCGAGAAGCCAGGAGAGAGCGGCAGGAGCGAGCCCCCACGGGCCACCUCCCAGAAGGCCUGCGCCUGCAACCAGAAGCCCUGCAGCUGCCCCAAAGCCGACGUCAACUAUGAGUUCCUACACGCAACAGGUAAGGGCGCCUCGCCGGCCCUGGGAGCCGCGGUCCUCUGGAGCCAGGGGUCGAGGUAGAGGGCGGAGGCGGCCUUACGCGCAUCUGUGGCGGAAAGCGAGAAACGCUGGGCCUGCUCCCGAGGUCCCAGUCGGACCCCUGCCUCUGCGUGGAGCUGGGCGCCGGCGUUCCAAGGGGGCCUCAGGGCUGCGGGGCUCUUCCCCCCGUGCUCGGGUCU
Manis javanica (Malayan pangolin) is the source of this 595-nucleotide messenger RNA. The record is from RefSeq and is a predicted model, not a curated record. NCBI's taxonomy places the organism in Eukaryota, Metazoa, Chordata, Mammalia, Pholidota, Manidae.